AUGAUUGCACCCAGAGGUUUAUUUCUGUACAACAGCAUGCCAUGCACAAACAAGUGGCCAGAGCAGGGCCGGGCUCUGUUACAGCUCUUGUUCUUAGUGUUGUCGUUUCCUCGGGCCUUGGAGACAGUUUGCAGCCAAAGAGGUGGUACUGACAAACCCCAGCUUUACAAAGAUGGUGACAUCAUGAUAGGUGGAAUCUUUUCCUUCCACAGCAGCUGGAAAGACAGAAAGGAAACCUACACACACAAACCACUGCCACUGGAAUGUAUCAGUUUGAAUUUCAGAGAGUUCCAGUUUGCUCAGGCUUUGCUUUUUACCAUUGAGGAGAUCAAUAACAGCACAGAGUUAUUACCUGGAAUCUCCCUGGGACACAAGAUGUACGACACCUGUGGCUCCAUUGUCAAAAGUGUGAGGGCUGUUCUGGCCUUGACUAAUGGUAAUGAAGCUGUGUCUGGUAAUGAGGCUUCGUGUACUAAACCUGCUGUGCAGGCAAUAAUGGGUGAGACGUCAUCUUCUCUUUGCUUGAGUGCAGCUACUGUCACUGGCCCCUUUCACAUCCCAAUGAUCAGCCACUUUGCCACCUGUGCUUGCCUCAGUGAUAAAUCCAAGUACCCAUCCUUCCUCAGAACAAUACCCAGUGACUACUAUCAGAGCAGAGCUCUGGCCCAGCUGGUCAAACACUUUGGUUGGACUUGGGUUGGAGCUAUUAGAAGUAAUAAUGAUUAUGGAAAUAAUGGCAUGGCUACAUUCACAGAAACAGCUCAGCAGCUGGGCAUCUGUCUGGAGUAUUCUGUAGCUCUCUUCAGGACGGAUUCACCAAAAAAGAUACAAAAGAUUAUUGAUAUUAUCAAGCAAUCAACCUCUAAGGUCAUUGUUGCCUUUCUCCAUUUCCCAGAUAUGGAUGUACUAAUGUAUGAGCUGUCAGAACACAACAUGACUGGGUACCAGUGGGUUGGGAGUGAGGCAUGGAUCUUUGAUUCACAAAUUGCAGAAAUGGAUAAACAUCACAUUCUGGAUGGUGCUAUAGGUCUGUCUAUUCCAAAAGCACAUGUCAGAGGAAUGAGAGAGUUCAUGUUAAAUAUGAAGCCUCUAAAUUUACUGAAUGAAUUCUAUUGGGAGACAUUAUUUAACUGUAAGUUUAACUCAUUAAACUCACAAGAAAACAAUCAAAGAGAAUGUACUGGACAUGAAGACUUAAUGGGAGGUCAACACAGCUUCACUUAUAAGUCACUAGCCACUUACAUGCCCAUAUUCAACAAUAUCUAUAAAGGAGUGUAUGCUGUGGCCCAUGUACUACACAAGAUACUUGAUUGUAAUAAAACAUGUAACAUUAAUGUUAAUCUGGAUCCAUUCACGAUUUUGCAGGAUAUAAGAAAAAUUUAUUUUAAAACAAUGGAGGGAGAUGAAGUGUAUUUCAACGAAAAUGGAGACCCACCAGCAAAGUAUGAAAUUAUAAACUGGCAGCCUACAGAAAAUGGUGUUGUGGACUUUGUCACAGUUGGUCUCUAUGAUGCAUCUUUACCUGCAGACAAACAGCUGAGUCUGCAAAAUAAUCCGUUAAUUUGGACACAAAACUCAAAUCAGGUUCCUGUGUCAGUUUGCAGUGAUAAAUGUUCUCCAGGAACUCGAAAGGUUCUCCAGAAAGGAAAGCCUGUCUGCUGCUAUGACUGUAUAAGAUGUGCAGAGGGAGAAAUAAGCAGCACAACAGACUCUAUCAACUGUGUUCAAUGUCCACCUGAAUUCUGGUCAAACGACAGAAGAGAUGUGUGUGUGAAAAAGGAGGCAGAGUUUCUAUCAUAUGAAGAAAUGAUGGGAGCGCUGCUCACUGCAGCAUCUUUAUGUGGAACAUGCAUGACUGCUGUUGUAGCCUUCAUUUUCUUCACAUACAGGAAAACUCCUAUUGUCAGGGCCAACAACUCUGAGCUGAGCUUCCUGCUGCUCUUCUCCUUGACUCUGUGCUUCCUGUGUUCUCUGACCUUCAUGGGUCGACCCUCUGAGUGGUCCUGCAUGCUGAGACACACAGCAUUCGGCAUCACCUUUGUCCUCUGUAUGUCUUGUGUUCUGGGGAAAACUGUGGUGGUGUUAAUGGCCUUCAGAGCUUCACUUCCAGGCAGUAAUGUGAUGAAGUGGUUUGGACCAACGCAGCAGAGACUCAGUGUUCUGGUCUUCACUCUCAUACAGGUUGUAAUAUGUGUCUUGUGGUUAACGAUUUCUCCUCCUUUUCCAUUUAAAAACUUGAAGGUAGUCAAAGACAGAAUCAUCUUAGAAUGUGCUCUGGGCUCAGCUGUAGGAUUCUGGGCUGUACUUGGCUACAUAGGUUUUCUGGCUCUGCUCUGUUUCGUUCUUGCUUUUCUGGCUCGGAAACUGCCUGAUAACUUUAAUGAGGCCAAGUUCAUUGCCUUUAGCAUGUUGAUAUUCUGUUCAGUUUGGUUUACUUUUAUUCCAGCUUAUGUCAGCUCUCCUGGAAAGUUCAGUGUUGCUGUGGAGAUAUUUGCUAUUCUGGCCUCUAGUUUUGGACUGUUGAUAUGUAUCUUUAUUCCAAAAUGUUACAUUCUGUUAUUGAGACCAGGGAAGAACACAAAGAAGAAUAUGAUGGGCAGCACAAAAUCAGAAAUCUUAAAGCAAAUAUACAUGAAGUAG
Betta splendens (Siamese fighting fish) is the source of this 2640-nucleotide messenger RNA. Its product is annotated as extracellular calcium-sensing receptor-like. Gene Ontology annotation, cellular component: membrane. The record is from RefSeq and is a predicted model, not a curated record. Bases 1 to 2640 code for a protein of 879 amino acids. NCBI's taxonomy places the organism in Eukaryota, Metazoa, Chordata, Actinopteri, Anabantiformes, Osphronemidae. Gene Ontology annotation, biological process: G protein-coupled receptor signaling pathway. The transcript has 6 exons. Gene Ontology annotation, molecular function: G protein-coupled receptor activity.